AAGAGUAGAGAGCACCAAGAUGAGACGGGUGGAGUACGAAGGAAGAAGAGCUCGACCUCUGCACAGCCCGUUUCCGAGACAGAAGGAGUCAGGACGGCAGCCAUAAGAAACAGGACAGACAUUUCUCCCACUCGUGGCGUUUUCCGCGGAGAGAUGGCUGAAGUUACGGUGAACAGACUCUGUCAGCUGGGGGUCUUCACGUACCUGCUGCUGUUUUCCUACGUUUCCCUGACUACUUCAGUGAGCCUAGAUCUAACAGAACUCAGAAAUAAAGUUGCCAAGAUCAAAGUGAACCCACGGGGGAAUUUGUGGGCAACAGGGCACUUCAUGGGUAAAAAGAGCGUCCUGGACAGUCCGCUGCUGGAGCCGCCAGAUGUGCCCGCUGUGGGCUCGAUCCGAGUGGCGCUGAACCCGGGGGGCGCCCAGGACAUGAGGGAGCUGAUCACUCAGGAGGUGCUGAAAAUCGCGCUGCAGACUCAGCUGCAAGACUCGCGGGGGAAAACGGAUUCUAAUGACCAGGAGACUGGUUUAUUAAUGAAGAUAUUAGAAAACUACAUUCAGAACAACAGAAAAUGAUGAAGACUCCACCUCCAGUCCCGAUGGUUAUAAAUAUGGGCCCGUGUGCAGCAAAUAUUUGUACAUGGGUUUAAGGACUGACAGCAGAUAUCUCCAAAGGUUUUCAUUUACAAGUGGGUAACAGGUUCGCCAAAUGCUUUAUUUGUAAUUUAUUGUAACAGUUCUAUUUUUAUUUAUGAUUAUUGUAAUAUUGUUAAGAUUUAUCAUCUAUGUAUUAAAAAAGGGGAUGCAAGUUA
This is a messenger RNA of Lepisosteus oculatus (spotted gar), 812 nucleotides long. It is a transcript of the gene nmba, whose product is annotated as neuromedin Ba. The record is from RefSeq and is a predicted model, not a curated record. Gene Ontology annotation, molecular function: neuropeptide hormone activity; neuromedin B receptor binding. Gene Ontology annotation, biological process: positive regulation of hormone secretion; neuropeptide signaling pathway. Lineage: Eukaryota; Metazoa; Chordata; Actinopteri; Semionotiformes; Lepisosteidae. Gene Ontology annotation, cellular component: neuron projection.